CGUCGUCUUCUCCGAACGUCAACGCCUCUGUCUUACACUCUCAUGUUACUCCACAUUGAAUCCGUCCAUUCCAUUUAAAUUAUUCUUCUCAAAUCACUCCAUGUCUUCAUCACUUUGCCCGCCGGGAUCCUCUAAUCUGCAUCCAUGGCCUGGACAUUCAGUUCCGGCGAUCAAAUGCUUCUUGUUCUCUCUGUUUUCUUUCUCGCCGGCGGCCUGAGAAGUGGCCAUGCCGCUUCCUUUAAGUUCACUAUUCACCACCGAUUUUCUGAUUCGAUUAAAGAGAUUUUCGGCUCUGAAGGGUUACCGGAGAAACACACCCCAGGAUACUAUGCGGCUAUGGUCCACCGCGAUCGGCUACUUCACGGCCGGAAUUUGGCCAACACUAACGGUGAUACGCCACUGAUGUUCUCUUAUGGGAACGAAACCUACAAAAUUAGCGGUUUGGGAAAUUUGUACUACGCCAAUGUAUCAAUUGGAACGCCGGGACUAUAUUUCUUAGUGGCUUUGGACACUGGAAGCAAUUUGUUCUGGUUACCAUGUGAAUGCACCAAAUGUCGUACUUACUUGACCACAAGAGAUAAUGAAAAAUUUUGGUUGAAUCAUUACAGUUCAAAUGCUUCAUCAACGAGCAUUCGUGUGCCCUGCAGCAGCUCUUUAUGCGAGCAUGCAAACCAAUGUUCUUCGAACAGAAGUUCUUGUCCUUACAAAACGCAUUACCCGUCUCAAAAUUCUUCAUCUGCUGGGUACUUGGUACAGGACAUAUUGCACAUGGCCACCGAUGAUUCACAACUCAAACCUGUUGACGCGAAGGUUACUUUAGGAUGUGGUAAGGUCCAGACUGGUAAAUUCGCAAAUAUCACAGCUGCCAAUGGUCUUAUUGGGCUUGGCAUGGGAAAGCUAUCGGUUCCAAGCUUCUUAGCAAGCCAAGGACUGACCACAGAUUCAUUCUCUAUGUGUUUCGGAUAUUAUGGUUAUGGGAGAAUCGAUUUUGGAGACAUAGGCUCAGUAGGCCAGAGAGAAACGCCCUUAAAUCCUACAUCUUUAUCCUACAAUGUCACCAUCCUUCAGAUAAUUGUGACAAAUAGACCCACAAAUGUUCACUUCACUGCAAUUAUCGACACUGGUUCCUCUUUUACAUACCUAACUGAUCCAUUUUACUCUAUUAUUUCUGAUAAAAUGGAUGAAGCUAUAGAAUUAGAGCGCAUUGCAUCUGAUUCUGAUUUCCCAUUUGAGUACUGCUACCAACUUUCUAUGGGAACAAUCUUUCUACAACCAACUAUGAAUUUUACAAUGGAGGGUGGACGUAAGUUUGACGUCAUUAGUUCGUAUGUCAUCAUAAAUACUGAUGAUGGAAUUGCCCUUUGUCUAGCCAUUGUCAAAAGCACUGAUAUUAAUGUAAUUGGAAGCAACCUCUUGGGUGGGUAUCGCGUUGUCUUCAAUCGUGAAAAGAUGACGUUGGGAUGGAAAGAAGUAGUAGAGUGUGACAAUUAUGGUGCCGACACUCCCUCCGGCGAGUCCCCUCCACCGUUCGGAGGCUCUCCUCCGCCAACUUCCUCUCCAAGAAAACGCAACAGCACGCAACCAUCUCCGGAAAUUGGGACGGGUGACGCCAUGCGAUUAAAUCCAAUUGUCUCUUUGUGUGUUGUCAUUCUUGUAAUUUUAUCUGUCGUUGUUUGAUUUGUUUAUUCUUUUUUAGGUUUCUUCAUUAUUUAUUUGAUGCAUUUUCUUUUAAUUCUCAAAAUGUUAACAUUAAUUCGAAUCAAUUGGUUGCGAUUUUAGAAAUAAUAAUGAAGCAUAUAACAUCUUAAAAA
Cucumis melo (muskmelon) is the source of this 1811-nucleotide messenger RNA. Its product is annotated as aspartyl protease family protein 1-like. Gene Ontology annotation, biological process: proteolysis. Gene Ontology annotation, molecular function: aspartic-type endopeptidase activity. NCBI's taxonomy places the organism in Eukaryota, Viridiplantae, Streptophyta, Magnoliopsida, Cucurbitales, Cucurbitaceae. Bases 145 to 1677 code for a protein of 510 amino acids. The transcript is spliced from 10 exons. The record is from RefSeq and is a predicted model, not a curated record.